AUGUGCGCGUACCCUUUUGCGCAGCCUAAGCUGUUUCCGGGAAGUGGGUUUGUGGCCAGAGAGAAGAUGAAACCGCCGAAAGGAGAUACGGGAAUCGAUGGGAUGAUCAGCGUGGUAGCUCAUGAGCUGGCUGAAGUGUCGAGCAACCCGAUGUUGAACGGAUGGUACGGAGGAGAGGAUGCGACGGCACCGACGGAGAUAGCUGAUUUGUGUUUGGGAGUGUAUGGGUCAGGAGGAGGACGAGGGUAUAUGAGGAGUGUGUACAAGGAUCGGUGGAGGAAUGUGUAUAACGUGAAAAAAAAAUGUGUAUAA
Molecule: messenger RNA, 312 nt
Organism: Microthlaspi erraticum
Lineage: Eukaryota; Viridiplantae; Streptophyta; Magnoliopsida; Brassicales; Brassicaceae
Source: the annotation of a GenBank genome assembly